This is a messenger RNA of Lottia gigantea (owl limpet), 2178 nucleotides long. RefSeq lists its product as hypothetical. The transcript has a single exon. The record is from RefSeq and is a predicted model, not a curated record. The coding region runs from base 1 to 2178 and encodes 725 amino acids. Lineage: Eukaryota; Metazoa; Mollusca; Gastropoda; Lottiidae.
AUGAGGAUUUUGUUGGUAUUAUUGUUAGUGACAAGAUGUCAAGCAGCGGUCAUUAAACAGGUAGAUGAUGGUGAUGUCAAAGACAUCUUCGCAAAUUUGAAAUCUACAAUCCAAGAAUCCGAAGACGAACCUAAAGUUAAUGCUACAGAUGGUGCUGUGGAAAAUUCCAAGAGAGCACUACCUGGGCAAAUUCAAACAUUUCCGUUCCCGCAACAACGCUUUCCUACGCAACAAACCAACUAUUUUCCGACGACAAGGUUUCCCACCACACAAGUUUUUGGUGGACCUCAAUUGAGGACACCAACUGGGCAGUUUAUUCCAAAUGGAGCUCCACAGUUAAUCAAUGGAGGUCAAACAUUCUUUGGACAGCCAGGUCAACCGAUCAUCAACCGACCAACAGUCUUUUCAAACCCACAGCAAGGUUUCAACGGACUACCCACAGGCGUUCGACUACCUAAUGGACAGACUGCAUUUCCAUCUGGAGCUCAACAGCAACUUAUUCAAAAUCGAUUUCCACAGGUAGGACAGUUUCAAACAUUCCCUGGCCAGCAGCAGAUUGCAGUAAAUGGGCAGCUUAUCGGACAACGCCCUGGGACUCUCCAGACCUUCCCUGGUAUCCAACAGCAGCAAUUUGGACAAUUUGUCCCUCAGCAGCAACAAAUCAUUGGGCAACAACAGAUCUUACGUCAACCUGUAGUGAACGGAUUUCCAAACCAGCAAGGAGUUUUCAAUCCCCAACAACCAAACACCAUCGGGCAACCAAUUCCCAAUCAACAACAAAUUGGGUUCAACCCACAACAACCAGGCACAAUAGGGCAACCAACUCCUAACCAACAGCCAACGACAUUCAACCCGCAACAACCAACGACGUUCAAUCCUCAACAACCCGUAGUCAUCCCUCAACAACCAGUCUUCAACCCACAACAACCUACAACGUUCAACCCACAACAACCCGUAGUAAACCCACAACAACCUACACCGUUCAACCCACAACAACCCGUUUUCAAUCCACAGCAACCUGUGGUCAAUCCACAACAACCAACCUUCAACCCACAACAACCAGUCUUCAACCCACAACAACCGGUCUUCAACCCACAACAACCAGUCUUCAACCCACAACAACCCGGCUUCAACCCACAACAACCUGGCUUUAACCCACAGCAGCCCGUGAUAAACCCACAACAACCCGUAGUUAAUCCCACGACAAACCCACAACAGCCAACAACAACCCCACAACAGCCAGUUCCUAAUCCACAACCAUCUUCAUUCGUUGAUCAAAAUGGCGUUACUCAUUUCAGAAACCCAGAUGGUACCUCUUACUAUACCGUAAACGGAAUUCAAUAUACAACUGGAACGGAUGGUGUUACGUCUUUCGUUGAUCCCAACGACGGAUUAACACAUUACCUAAACCCCGACGGAUCGUCUUAUUACACUUCUGACGGUAUCAAAUAUACAACUGGAACGGAUGGCGUAACGUCGUAUAUUGAUCCGACCGACGGAGUCACCCAUUAUCGUAAUCCCGACGGUUCUUCCUACUACACUUCCAAUGGUAUACAAUACUCAACCGCGCCGGAUGGUGUUACAUCUUAUGUUGACCCAAACGAUGGUUUGACGCAUUACAACAAUCCCGACGGAUCGACUUCUUACGUUUCUAACGGAAUCGAAUACACAACGGAUACAUCUGGAAGAACAUCUUACGUUGACCCAAAUGACGGAUUAGUGCGCUACAUGAACCCAGACGGAUCAACUUACUACGUUUCCAAUGGUGUUACAUACACAACCGGGACAGAUGGUAUUACGUCUUACGUUAAUCCAAACGACGGAGUUACGUACUACAGGGGGAGCGACGGAAGAGAAUACAAAAUCGAGAAUGGCAAAACCAUGUAUCUCAACCCAGAUGGAACUUUCUACUACACCGACAGUAACAACCUGCAAAUGACCGUAUACGCAGACGGAACGGAGUCGUAUGACCUGAACGGAGUUACAUACUACAAAAACCCUAAUGGCGAUAUCUACACUUACGAUAGUCUUGGAAAUAAGUAUGGACAGACCGCUGCUGAUGGUAGCCAAUUUAUAGUUACUGCAGAUGGUGGUUGCCAGUACGGCUACAACUCUGACGGUACCACGUACCUUACUGGUAACAAUUCUGGAAGCUGUCCCAGUAGCUUUGGGGGAUAA